Carassius auratus (goldfish) is the source of this 3109-nucleotide messenger RNA. Its product is annotated as eyes absent homolog 2-like. Bases 370 to 1797 code for a protein of 475 amino acids. The transcript has 16 exons. Gene Ontology annotation, molecular function: protein tyrosine phosphatase activity. The record is from RefSeq and is a predicted model, not a curated record. Lineage: Eukaryota; Metazoa; Chordata; Actinopteri; Cypriniformes; Cyprinidae. Gene Ontology annotation, biological process: multicellular organism development; negative regulation of extrinsic apoptotic signaling pathway in absence of ligand; positive regulation of DNA repair. Gene Ontology annotation, cellular component: nucleus.
AUUUAUUGAACGUUUCUUCACAUUAGUGCUCACUCGAGUGCGCCACACACGCAGGGAGCGAGACACACACUGCAGAGCUCUCGGUCACAGCGCGCGCAGCCGGAUCGUUCCAAAUUUAAAAUUCGAAUGUAACAGCAGCGGCGGGAUGCGACAUUAUAUCCGUCUGUCGGCGCUUUGAUCAACGCACUACCCGAAGGAUGGAGAGGAAACUUUGCUGAACUUACAGCUGAUUUUUCAUUUACUUUGCUUCAGACAUGGAGAGCUGACAGCUGAACGCGUGCAAGCGGAAGUACGACGACAGACAGCCACAGGAGCCACUAGAUCUACACAUCAGGCGACGCUUUUAGGCCAUAGCAGCUGUCCUCAGUCAUGGCUGCUUACGGACAGACGCAGUACAGCCCCGUGUUACAGCCGGCCGGUCCGUACACACCGUACACACACCACACACAGAGCUACAGCAUGACGCCCUACAAUAUUAAAACAGAAGAUGGCCUGAGUCAUUCCCCAGGACAGAGCAGUCUGCUGGGAUACACAUCCAACUUCAGCGGCUCUCCACCCGCUCAGACGCUCUACAGUUACUCCACACACGGCGGCAGCAUUUCUUCUGGAAUUUUCCAGGGUGCGAACAGCAUCACAGGCUCAACACCGUUCAGUCCUGCUCAGCAGGACUUCUCAGCGUAUUCUAGCUACAGCCAAAGUCAAUAUUCGCCAUACUACAACACACACUACAACAGCCCAUACAUCACAACCAGCAAUAUCACACCCUCAGCCAUCGCCACGGCGAUACCCUAUCAGCACACAGAUCAUCCCGCUGUAUCGACCAAUCACAGCCCGGAAUCACACACAGAGUACCGUGCUCCCACGAGUCCUCCGACUCCAGGAAAGGAGCAGGAAGGCGCUCCAGCGAGACGCAGCUCUGAUGGGAAGCUGAGAGGCAGGAAGAGGGCCAAUGACCCCGUCCCCCCUCUGGACUCUGACAUUGAGAGAGUGUUUAUUUGGGACCUGGAUGAGACCAUCAUUAUUUUCCACUCGCUCCUGACGGGGACAUUUUCCACACGCUUCGGCAAGGACUCUGGCAAGGCUGUGUCUCUAGGCUUGUGGAUGGAGGAGAUGAUCUUCAACUUGGCCGAUUCACGUCUGUUUUUCAACGACCUGGAGGAAUGUGACCAAGUUCACAUCGAUGAUGUGGCCUCGGAUGACAACGGGCAGGACUUGAGCACGUAUAACUUUGGCACGGAUGGCUUCCAGAGUCCAGCAGGUGGAGGCACGCUCUGCCUGGGCUCAGGUGUUCACGGCGGGGUCGACUGGAUGAGGAAACUUGCCUUCCGCUACCGUCGAGUCAAAGAGAUCUACAACACCUACAAGAACAAUGUAGGAGGUUUGUUGGGCAGUCCGAAGCGGGAAGAGUGGCUUCAGCUGAGGCGGGAGAUGGAGGUUUUGACGGAUCUGUGGCUGACGCAGGCACUCAAAGCGCUCGCUCUCAUCAACUCCAGACCGAACUGUGUGAAUGUGAUGGUCACCACCACGCAGCUGAUUCCAGCGCUCUCCAAAGUACUUCUCUAUGGGCUCGGAGGAGCUUUUCCCAUCGAGAACAUCUACAGUGCCACCAAAACAGGUAAAGAAAGCUGCUUUGAGCGCGUGACCCAGAGGUUUGGUCGGAGAGCCGUGUAUGUGGUUGUAGGAGAUGGAGUCGAGGAGGAGACGGUCGCCAAGAAGAAGAACAUGCCGUUCUGGAGAGUGACGUGUCGGGCGGAUCUGGAGGCGUUGAGUCAUGCACUUGAGCUGGAUUACCUCUAGAGGGCAGCAUCUGUCCAUCUGCGCUCUCCCCACCCCACCCCCCGAAUCACAUGACCCAGCCAAGAACUGCAGGACCAAUCAGCAGGGAGCAGCAAUCUUACUGGAAACGUUUGCUUCAAAUCAAUCCAAGAAAAACGCUCUUGUCUUUUUCUCGCGCUCCACCUGAGAGGCUCAGCUCUUUCAUUCACUCACUUUUCCUCACAACAGCACUGCACUGAAAACAAAGACCCUUCAGCGACUGAUUCAGAAAGCCUGUGUUCGGAAUGACAUACUAUCACACUACUCAUGCUAUUUCUGCAGUAUAUACUGUAUAUAUACCGUGCACAGUGUGUGCAUUUUGUUUGUGCAGAAAUCCAGAUGAAAGUGGAACACAACGCAUGGAUAUCCCAGAAUGCAAUGCACUUGACUUUUUACAGCUCAUCUUCCGACUGCUAAAUAAUGAAAAUCAUUCCCACAAAAAGUCAUGGUGACAAUAAUGCAGCCAACUACUGUUUGAAAUGUUUAUCAUAAUGCAAAAUGUGUGCUAUUUUUUAUAGUAAGCAGUAUACAGUGUAAAGGGUGCAGUAUGCUGGAAAGUUUGUUAGUAUUGUUUUCUGAACAUAGGCAUUCUGAAACAACCCAUUUUGAGGAUGAAAGGGCAGUAAAAAUAGAAGAUUUUAGCAUAAAAAAAAAUACGAUUUACAAUUCUUACCACAUUAAAUCAUGUAUGAAGUACAGAAACGUGAAGAGAAAAAUAAAAUAAAAGAUUUGAUCAUUUUAUGUAAUCAGAACUGAGAUUUUUCUUGCAAUAUCAUACAAAAUUUAUUUAAUAUUGCACCAUACGCAGGAAUAAUCCAAUAUAUGUUAAUUAAAUAAAAAUGCAUUAAAAAUAAGAUUUGUACUAAAACUGCAGAAAAACUAACCCCUUCACUUUUUGAGUACUGAGUACUGCAAAUCCACUUAUUUUAAUGGAAACCCCUGACGUGAUUUAAAAAUGAACUAACCAUUAAAUUAGCCCAAGUAUUGUAGUAAAUGAUACUGCUACUGGUACUAAAAAGAAAAGACAUGAUUAACUUAUGAAUGUCAGUGUCCUGUGAGUUUCUGACUUAUCUUCCUCUUUCUCUCUGAAGUUUGCCUGAACAUCAUGAGGUUUGUUACUGAUGUAUAUUUGUUACUUUUUUCCAAAUUGAUAUACUGUACUGUACUGUAUGUGCCGCUCUGACCUGCAUGUGCUCUUCUUACAACCUCUUCUGUUCGCUAUGAUUUGUAUAUAAGGUUUUAUUGUUGAUUAUUUCUGGGCUUACUAUACUAGAAUAAAGAUAAAUUAAUUUCA